This is a messenger RNA of Equus quagga, 7913 nucleotides long. RefSeq names its product heat shock protein family A (Hsp70) member 4 like (gene HSPA4L). Gene Ontology annotation, biological process: protein folding. Lineage: Eukaryota; Metazoa; Chordata; Mammalia; Perissodactyla; Equidae. The transcript has 20 exons. Gene Ontology annotation, molecular function: ATP binding; ATP-dependent protein folding chaperone. The record is from RefSeq and is a predicted model, not a curated record. Gene Ontology annotation, cellular component: nucleus; cytosol. The coding region runs from base 140 to 3112 and encodes 990 amino acids.
CGGAGAGGACGGCGACGACUGGGAGCCACCACUCUUCCCGGGUGCUUGUGAAAUGGAAGAAAGGUGCAAUUCUUUCAUGUAGAAAGAGUGGAGUCAAACAAUACUGUACAUUCCAGUUUCCUCAGUAUUGCCGUCGAAAAUGGAUUUCAUGUUCCUCAUAGCAACAGCAGCAGGAGCUAUCACCAUAUUUGCUGCUACUGCUGUUGCAGCAUUGAUGGUAGCAAAAAGUCUAAAUGCUUUUAAGAACUGGGCAACUAAGGAUAACAGGGCUAAAAAACCUCGCAAGAAAGUCUCUUUCAAGACAGAAACAGAUAGGAAACAGGAAACAAACGAAGAAUUGGGCAAGAGGGACGAGGAAAGACACGAAGAAUGGGGCGAGAAGGAACAGGAAACAUACGAUGAAUUAAGCGAGAAGCAAAAGGAAACACAAGAGGAAUUGGGUGAGAAGAAACUGGAGCCCCGCGAAGAACUGAAGGAGAAGGAGCCAGCCAGCCAAACUUGGAGUCGCAGUCCCAGGAGCAGCAGCCCAGCAGAGGACGCGGUCCCCACACAGGAGGCUUCAGCGCCAGCACCCCGACCUUCAGGCGGCGGGAUGUCUGUGGUUGGCAUUGACCUCGGCUUUCUCAACUGCUACAUCGCUGUAGCGAGGAGUGGCGGCAUCGAGACCAUCGCCAACGAGUACAGCGACAGGUGUACCCCGGCCUGUAUAUCUUUGGGAUCGAGAACUCGAGCCAUUGGAAAUGCAGCUAAGAGCCAGAUAGUCACGAAUGUAAGAAAUACAAUUCAUGGCUUCAAAAAGCUUCAUGGGCGAUCAUUUGAUGAUCCUAUUGUGCAAACCGAAAGAAUCAGGCUUCCUUAUGAGCUGCAGAAGAUGCCUAAUGGAAGUGCAGGAGUUAAGGUGCGAUACCUAGAAGAAGAGAGACCUUUUGCAAUUGAGCAAGUUACUGGAAUGCUCUUGGCCAAGCUUAAAGAGACUUCAGAAAAUGCUUUAAAGAAACCAGUGGCCGACUGUGUGAUUUCAAUUCCUAGCUUUUUCACUGAUGCUGAGAGAAGAUCUGUGAUGGCUGCAGCCCAGGUUGCAGGUUUAAAUUGUUUAAGGUUGAUGAAUGAAACUACUGCAGUUGCACUAGCAUAUGGAAUUUAUAAACAGGAUCUUCCCUCAUUAGAUGAGAAACCAAGAAAUGUAAUAUUUAUUGAUAUGGGACAUUCUGCCUACCAGGUCUCAGUUUGUGCUUUUAACAAAGGAAAACUUAAAGUUUUGGCUACUACUUUUGAUCCAUAUUUGGGUGGCAGGAACUUUGAUGAGGCUUUAGUAGACUACUUCUGUGAUGAGUUCAAGACCAAAUAUAAGAUAAAUGUGAAAGAAAACUCUCGGGCCUUGUUACGUUUAUAUCAGGAAUGUGAAAAACUAAAGAAGCUAAUGAGUGCAAAUGCAUCAGAUCUUCCACUGAACAUCGAGUGUUUCAUGAAUGACCUUGAUGUUUCUAGUAAAAUGAACAGGGCUCAGUUUGAGCAGUUAUGUGCUUCCCUUUUUGCCAGGGUUGAGCCACCAUUAAAAGCAGUAAUGGAACAAGCUAACUUACAGUGUGAAGACAUAAGUAGUAUAGAAAUUGUAGGGGGAGCAACACGAAUUCCUGCAGUGAAGGAACAAAUCACUAAAUUCUUUCUUAAAGACAUAAGUACCACAUUAAAUGCUGAUGAAGCUGUUGCAAGAGGAUGUGCGUUACAGUGUGCGAUUCUCUCACCAGCAUUUAAAGUGCGUGAAUUUUCCAUAACAGACAUUGUUCCCUAUUCAAUCACCUUAAGAUGGAAGACCUCUUUUGAAGAUGGAACUGGGGAAUGUGAAGUAUUCUGUAAGAACCAUCCUGCCCCAUUCUCAAAAGUCAUUACUUUCCACAAGAAGGAACCAUUUGAACUAGAAGCAUUUUAUACUAAUUUACAUGAAGUGCCUUAUCCUGAUCCAAGAAUUGGGAGCUUCACUAUUCAGAAUGUUUUUCCACAGUCUGAUGGUGAUAGUUCUAAAGUGAAGGUUAAAGUUCGUGUUAACAUCCAUGGAAUCUUCAGCGUGGCUAGUGCUUCAGUAAUUGAGAAGCAAAAUGUAGAAGGGGAUCACAGUGAUGUUUCCGUGGAGAUGGAAACUUCAUUUAAGAAUGAAAGCAAAGAUGAUGUGGAUAAAAUGCAGGUUGACCAAGAAGAAGGAGGUCAUCAAAAAUGUCAUGCUGAACACACCCCAGAAGAGGAAAUUGAUCACACAGGAACCAAAACAAAGUCAGCUUCCUCAGACAAACAAGACCGAUUAAACCAGACCAUUAAAAAAGGAAAAGUCAAGAGUAUUGAUCUACCUAUCCAGAGUACCCUUUGUAGACAAUUGGGCCAAGAUAUUCUCAACAGCUACAUUGAAAAUGAGGGGAAGAUGAUAAUGCAAGAUAAGUUAGAGAAAGAAAGAAAUGAUGCUAAGAAUGCUGUUGAAGAAUAUGUAUAUGAUUUUAGAGACAAGCUGGGUACUGUCUAUGAAAAAUUCGUCACUCAAGAAGACUUGAAUAAACUAUCUGCAAUGUUGGAAGACACAGAAAAUUGGCUUUAUGAAGAAGGAGAGGACCAACCUAAACAAAUUUAUGUGGAUAAGCUUCAAGAACUAAAGAAAUAUGGCCAGCCUAUUCAGAUGAGAUACAUGGAACAUGAAGAGAGACCAAAAGCUUUAAACGACUUGGGAAAAAAGAUCCAACUUGUCAUGAAAGUGAUAGAAGCAUACAGAAACAAGGAUGAAAGAUAUGAUCAUUUGGAUCCUGCUGAAAUGGAAAAAGUUGAAAAAUAUAUCAGUGAAGCCAUGAGUUGGCUGAACAGUAAGAUGAAUGCACAAAACAAACUAAGUCUCACUCAAGAUCCUGUGGUGAAAGUUUCAGAAAUAGUUGCAAAGUCAAAGGAACUGGAUAAUUUCUGCAACCCCAUCAUUUACAAGCCCAAACCAAAAGUAGAGCUUGCUGAAGACAAAGCAAAAGCUAAUGGUGAACACAAUGGACCAAUGGAUGGACAGAGUGGGGCUGAAACUAAACCAGAUACAACAAAAGACAGCUCACAGCAUACUAAAUCUGGAGAGAUGGAAGUGGACUAAGUCUUAAUUUUACCUUCACAUAAUUCAAAAGUGCAAGUAACCACAAGGUCCAUUCUUCUUCUGGUACACACAACAGAUGUUCACUUGUUCUUAACCACUUUUUGUCAUUUGUUUUUGGAGUAGUUUUGAAAAGUGUUUUAUAUUGAGCGCACUUCUGUUCAUUUCCAUUGCUGCUUAUGUGAAGCUUUAGCUGAAUAUAGAUUUACCAGUCAGUUUAAGCUUUCCUAAUGUAUUUUAUAUCAAACAUGCAAGAUUGCUAUGUAGUUGGCAACACUCUACCUUAUUUAAAGCUUCUCCUUGGAUAAACCUCGGCUCCUUUAUUCAUAAAAGGAUACUGUAUUUGCACUAUUGUUGCAGAAGCAUAGAUUUAAUUGCAUCAUUAUUUUGAAAAACAAAUAUGAAACUUAUGUGGUUUAAAGCCACCGAGGCACUGACAUUUUCUAGUUAUUGUAUUGUUAUAAUUUAAAUAUUAAAACAAGAGGUUCCUUGACAGAUUAUUCCAUCUCCUUGGUGUGCCAUGAGAACUCCAAAGCUUUGUUGUCAUCACAUAAAUGAACUAACUCACAUGUUGAAAGGGAAAAUGCACAAUUUUAUGUUAGGUGACACCAGCAGUUUGCUUCUUUUAUUAGUAAUGUGGGUUGAUGUUUUCUCAGAGUAAUUCAGUGUCAUUUUCACUUGGAACUUCUGAUUUACUUGUCCUGAAAACCAGCUGCUGCUAAAGUAAUGCUAGCCUAAAGAUAAAGAAGCAUUUUUGAUGAAAAUACCUUCAUGUUAAAGGGGAAACGCUGUUGACCCACUCAGAUAUGCAUCUGUGUUGUUGAUAGCCUUGUUUCAGUUCUAAUAGCUGUUUUGGUUUUCUUAAUUGAUUUUGUUACUAUCUUAACACAAAGUAGGGAGAAAUGCACAGUGUAUUGCAUUAUAUACAUUUAUCACUGAUUGACUUCAUGUUAAGAUAUAGAUAAACACCAUUAAAUAAGCGCUAAUACUUGAAAAGAAGCACUUAUACCAUAAGUCUUAGGAAAUAAUGCUUGUAAUAAACUUAACUAUGUCAUAUAUCAACAGGCAAAAUAUAGAAUGUUACAUAUUGUAAUAUGAUAUGAUGUGAUUAAAUUAUAGUUCCUGCUGUUACAUUACCUGUUCAGAACUUGGCUCCAGUUUUGGUGCUUCUUAUAUAAAUUAUAUGGGACAAGAAACUGUGAAAUUAAGACAUUUUAAGGACUUCAUCUGUGCUUCAUCACCAGACUUGUUCACAUUGUUCAGUUCUGUCCAGAGGCUUGAAACUAUUUAAGUAUGGAAGCAGACUGAAAUGGCUUUUCAACCUACAAAAAAAAAAAGCAGCAUAGACAAUGCAUGGGCACUUGUGUUUAAUACCAAUCAAGUAGAUUGACCUCGGUUAAAAUUUUGAAAGUCUCACUUUUUCCCAAAGCUAAAUCUUUAUAUUAAGAAGAAUUAAUAUUGCCUUUCUUAAGUAGUAAAAAUUGAGAGUUUAAUAUCUUUAGGGAUAGUCAUUUCUCACAACUAGUUCUCUAAGAGAGAUUUUGUUUCUACAAUGUAGUCUGCACUAAAAGGAGACGACGAAGCAGUGCAUUUUGCAGGGAUUUUUAUUCAUCCUUUUUGAGGGAGAUGUCCCUUUUGUUGAAUUGAAAAAAUCAUAUAGACGACUUGUAUUUUUUAAUGUCUUUAGUCUUUAUCCUUGUCUUAAUACUCUUAAAAUGAAAUAAUAUAUCCAUUAGUAAUAAUUGAUGAGAGACCUUUUUUUUAAAAGCUUGUAUCAGUUACUUCUCAUUUGUAUGUUGAAUAUAUAGGUUCAUUUCAGGAAGAGCAUCAAAGUUAUGAAAGGGAACAUAUAACAGUACAUGUAGGGAGUUUAUAGCUUUUUCUUGAGUUAACAAAACUUCAACCACUUUGUUAGGAGUAUACCUCAAAAACUUCUCGGAAAUGAAUGUUCAUCUGAAUUGUCUAGUACAUCCUGACAUUUUCCAUUCCUUCUCUUUAGUCAGUUUAUGUAGUUCUGUGUUUUAGAUAUAUAACACAUUCCAAUUCUUGCAGUUAUAUAACACUUCAUAAGUACAUUCAAAGAUAAUAUGUAUACUUUUCCUACCCACUUAUUCAACUUUAAUAUUUUCAAAAGCCUGUUAACCUUAUAAUGUAGUUAUUUAUUGAAUACAUUAAUAAAAGAGAGUAUGCUCUCCUUAAUACAGUUUUGGGUAGAAAGUAUGGUUCAAUUUAAUUUUAAUCUGCGCUGAAAUACACAGUACUGGACAAAAAUUUAAAGAGUGUUUCAAAAUAAUAAGCCACUAUUUUAGAAGUUAUUUUAAAAGAUACAUAGCAAAAUUGAAUGUUUAUGCUAUAGCAAGCAGAUAAGAACUAAGUGUGUAGGAACUAUCUAAGAUGAUUAAUAAAUAUAGAUUAGUACACUUUGACUGUAUGGAAAGUAUAAAUUACUUGGUUUCAGAAACCAACUCCUGAUAGCCAAUUAUACUGAUUAUGAGAACAAGGAUCGCUAAAUAAUAUUACAAAGGAAAGUUUAAUUCCUUACCAGUAUGCAGAAUUCUUAAGUUUUAAAACAAUUGGAAACAACACACCAAAAAAUUAGGCUAUUGGAACAACAGAUAAUCCCAGCUUUAAAAGAGUAAUUAGACUUAUUUCUUAAGGAAAAAUAAAGAUUUCUUAGACUUUUUUUUUGGUCAAUUUUUAGUAUAUUAAUGAUUAUUUUCUAAAUAGUCUUUAUUUAUAGUGAAUUUUAGGGUUCGUUUAUCAAUAUAAAAAAUGCUAGUGUUAAAGCAUUUUAUCCAAAUUAACAUAUCUUUGCUUUGAAAAAUUAUCCUUAUUUAAAUAGAUAUUUAAAUACACUGAUCAAACUAGCUGACUUCAGUUUCAUCCAAAAUAGAUAUAACCGUCCCUCCAUUUUCAUAACUUUGAAUUGUAAUAAUAAGUCUAUAAACAUUCCCAUUAGGAUUUUUUGUUUUGUUUUUAAUAGUUGGUAUUUAGUAGUCCACACCAAUUAAAGCCUUGGCAUUAAUUUUACAUAUCAUAGAUCUAGGAGUGAUUCUUAAAUGACUAGAAAAAUAUAACUUCAUCUUUCUCACCUUUUAGAAUUUUACAACAGAAAACUUGAAUUCUAAAGUAAAUGUUAUUUUGUGAUUAAACUUUGGAAGUUUUGAGUUUUAAGUGCAAUUUGGCUUUGUGAUAUUUGAUUCUGUAAAACCUAAUGAGAGGCAUAUCUAAUUGUGUUGAUAUAUCAAUAUUUAAAAUCAGAUGGCAUUGAUUAAAUAAGUUAUCCUCUAAUGACUUUCCAAAUGACAUAGAUAGGGAUGCUUAUAAACUUUGAUUCUAAUAUAUUAUCCUCUUACUAUGAUAUGUUUUAUACUUAUCAGUCAUUUAGCAAACUAAUCUUAAGGCAGUCAGUCAUUUUCAGAAGAUAGAACUUUUUGACCAAAAAAGAAAAACAGGUUUAAAAUUUUUUUUUUGGUCUGAUUUAUUCCAAAGUGUCAUUUUAAAAUAAUACCCAGGAGAUACAUAAUCUUUUCUUUUAAUAAAAAGUAACGAAAAUUUAAUGCAUAUCAAAGACCAAGAUUCUUAACCGAAACAAAAAAAAUUUUAAUUUUACUUUCAUAUCUCUAAUUUAAAAUGCACUAAAAUUAAUAUUCUUCCAUAUACUCAUGUUUCCUAAGAAAACAGCUUUGAGUUUAUAAUACAGCCAGAUGUUUUUCUAAGAUUUUUUUUUCCUUACUAAAUUCACAGGUAAUUUUUUCAUACAAUAGAAACUCACCUGGAAUUUUUUAGAAUGUGAAACUAGAAACUGCUUAGAAGAAGAACACCUGAAUGUCUCUGGCAGUGGUCAGCACCUAUAGGUGGUAAUGGUUUUUUCAUCUUCCAGAUCCCGAAGUAUACCUCUAGCAUAUUGUUAGAUAUUAAAAGAAAAAGCAUGUCUAUUAAAAUACCUUAUUAAACGACUUGGAGCUUUCAAGUCAAAGAAAGAAACUAAUAAUUGAAUUGUCAACAUUUGAUUCAGUCUGUCAUGGAGGUCAAAAUCCCUAACAACAACAACAAAAAUUAAUAGUAUGUUCUUUGCUUUGGAAUCUCUAAUUUACUGUCAUGUUCAAAGUCACAAGAUGAUUAUUAGGGAAAUAUAUUGACACCUAAAAAAGACCCAUCCUAUAAAGAGAAGAGUGAAAAUCAUCAUGUUUUGGAUACUUUAAUUGAAUUAAAGUGUGUAAACUAUAAAUGGAAAUGAUUUUAGUCUUUCCUGGCUAUCUUGUUUUAUUUAUCCUCUCAUCCAGUUCUGGACUCUUAAAUAAUCAUUACAUUUUUCUCAAGUAUAUUUUGCUUUUUUAUUUUGAAUUCUUCUUUAGGUCUUUUAUUUCAUGGAUUUUUAAAAACAGUUUCACUGCUAUCCUAUCACUUUGAUAGCUAAUUUUAUUACUUUUGUCUCCUUUUUAUUUUAAUAACCAAUCUUAUUGUUAAGAAUUUUUUGACUCUUAAAUUCAUACUUGAAAAGCCAUGUUAUAAGUUUCCAUAUGUAAUAUCUCUAAAAUGUAAUAGUGGCUUGAGUAGAUUUUUCAUAUUCUGACCUUAGAAUACUUUUAAAUAGUUCUGGACCAAAAGAGGUCAAUUUUGUGAGUAUUGUGUAUGAAGUAACCAACAUCCCUUGUUUUUAAUCCAACUAUCAAUGUGACAAAAUUACAAGGGUCAGAAAUUCAAAAUCAUUGUUAAAGAUCAGAUAUCUUUGAUUCUUUGCUGCUUUCUGAUUACAUACAUUUGUUGUGCAUAUUCCUUGUUUUUUUUAGAAUUUUCUAAA